CCACACACACACACACAAACAGACUCCCCAAAAUGGCGCACACAGCUCGGACUCGCUUCCCAGCUCGGCCCUGGAAAAAAUCAGGACGUUCACGGAUCCUGGGCUUGAAGAAGGAUUUUAAACACGGAUUCGACGCCGCACUGCCAGUCUCUGCCGCUAUCGGCAAAAACCUCCACAAGUUCCACGACCUCUUCGGAGAAAGCAGCAGCAGUGAGGAUGAACAGUUUUUGGGUUUCUGCUCAGAUGAUAACAGUGUACGGAGCCCGGCAAGGUGUAAUUUCAGAGCCCUGCGAGUUGAAUCUCCUCAAAGGAAGCUUCGGGGAAGACAACGGACAUUUUCUUCGCAAAGCUCGGAUGUAUUAUCAGAUUCAUCCUCUGCACUGUCACCUCCAAACAAGGUUGAGUCGAAGCUUGCUGAUAAAGAAAAGAAGCAAGAAUUAAACACCGGUGAGAGGAAGAGGGGUCGGCCUCCAGUGUUGAGCAAUCCAAAGCUUCACGUUGCACAAGAUAAAAAGGAAACAACAAAUGGGAAAACAGAGAAACAAAAAAAUGAAAAAGAAAAGAAAGAGAAGAAGAAACCUGCAUUAUUGCAGCAGGUGACAAAAAUAAAGAAACUGAGAGUAGUUAAACUGUCACCUUUGCAGUCCAAAUUGAAGAAAGCUAAACUACAGAUUAAUAGCAAUGGGGGAAAGAUUGAACGGAAGAGAGGGAGGCCACCAUCUUCGGAGCGUUUGAAGACUGUUCCAAAACUCCUUGUUCCAACACAAACUAAGAAACAAAAGAGGCUAUGCAAGGAGAAAGAUGGAACACCAACACAAAAGUCGCCAGUGACAAAAGAGAUGAAGUCUUCUGUCAGACAGAGGCCCCGCAGGAUAACCAAGCCAGUCAGAGUUGUUCCUGUCACUAAAAGGACUGAUGCAGCUAUUGCAAAACAGCUCUUACAGAGAGCCAAAAAAGGAGCACAGAAACGCAUGGCUUCACCUCAACUGAAAAAUAUUCGUCAGUUUAUCAUGCCAGUCAUCAGUGCCAUUUCUUCAAGGAUAAUUAAGACUCCAAAAAGAUUUAUUGAAGAUGACAGCUAUGUACCUCCUGUCAAAGCUCCACGCCUAGAGUCAACUCCAACUAGUCGGUUCAGCUCAAUAUCUUGUGGGUCUAGUGAGAAGUCCAGUGCUGUUUCACAGCAUUCAUCACAAAUGUCUUCUGAUUCUUCGAGAUCAAGCAGCCCCAGUGUUACCUCCACUGAUUCACAGGUAUCUGAUGAAUUGCAGACUCUUCCUGAAGUACCAACUCAGUCUCCAGAUUUGCACAGUUGUUUAAAUGCCUCACAGUCCAGUGAACCAGGAGGGGCAGAUAAAAAAAGUCACCGAUUUUCAAUGCCAGAAAGAAGCAAUACUACAAGCAAGAAAUUGCCAACUUCUUCCCCACAGCCAACAUCCUCAUCUCCACCACCACCAUUGCUUUCUCCUCCUCCUCCCCUACAGCAAACCUCAAACGUAUCUGAUCAUUCUCCCUGGCUGAUGCCUCCAACCAUACCAUUCAUUUCACCACCAACAGGCUUGCCAGAAAAACGGAAGUCUAUCUUAAGAGAACCAACAUUCAAAUGGACAUCUCUGAAAAACCUGAGGCCAGAAUCGCAUCAGUACUUCUCCUCAGCAAAGUACGCCAAAGAAGGACUUAUCCGCAAGCCAAUAUUUGAUAACUUCAUAACAUCACCACUAACGCCUGAAGAUGUUGGUUUGCCAACCAGGUUUCAUUCAUCUCCCAGCACACCACCACCACCUCGACUUUUCUCCUCACUUCAUCCUGCCUCCAGGUUUGAUACUCACAAAAGAAGUCCACUGCUCCGCGCUCCGCGAUUCACUCCUAGUGAAGCCCACUCCAGGAUUUUUGAGUCUGUUACUGUAUCACCACGGAAUCUGCUUCGAUCUUCAGUUUCUUCCUCGGGUAAAGGGCAUUCUUCUAAAAGGAAGAACAAAGAGUUACAUAUUUCAAGCCGUAUUGAUCCAAAAUCUCCAUCACACUCCAUGAGAACCAGAAGUGGGCGACUAAUAUCUGCUGAUCUGUCACCUAUCACUCCACAGACACCCGUAACGUCCUCAUCUCCUGUAAGCUCCAUAAUAACUGGUGCCUUAACUCCCCCUCUUGGUAGUUUGGUGCAAUCUGAAGGAACAGCAAAGGAUAAAGAUGGUAGAACAAAGUUAUCAUCUCGACAGACCAGCACUCCAGGGGACAGCUUCUCUGCAGACUCGUCCAGUCCAACAUCUCCAUUGUAUCCAACAGUCACAUCCAGUGCUCAAAAGGACAAAGGCAAAAGCAAGGAUAGGCAAAUUGAAGGCAUGGUCAAAGAGAGAGAUUCUGAGAAAGGGUCAGAGAAAGACAGAGAACGAGAUAAAGAAAAGGAAAAUAAACGUGAAUCAAGGAAAGAAAAGAAAUUGCAAAGUAAGGGGACAGAGCCUCAGAGUCCUCCACCAAUGUUCCUUUACCCAGUUGCAGUGGCUGAAGACCAAACUGUUGGAGAGGAUGUGGUUGCCUCAUCAUCAGUGAAAAAGGUUUCAGGGAGAGCCAAAAGGUCAAAUUCAACUGAUAAAGGUGCAGGGAGUUUGGGAGAUGGGUCUUCCUCAACGCUUUCUGAUGGGAAGAAUAAGAACUCAAAGAAAGGCAGAUUGGGAACUGAAGAGGUGGUGCCCGUAACUGGUGGGACAGAGAGCAGUACAGCUACAUCCAUAGGCAACAAAGACAAGCCUCCUCGCCAUCCUUCUAUAACUUCUAUGCUCUCAUCUGGCACUCUUAAGCAUUCUGCACCUGCUAUCAGUAGUAUGUUAGCACAAGCAGACAAAAUGCCAACAACUGAUAAGCGAGUGGCAAACCUAUUGAGAAAAGCUAAAGCACAGCUUUGCAAGAUUGAAAAGAACAAAUCAUUAAAAAUUGCUAACCCAACAAAAUCUCAGGGUCAAGAGAGUGAUUCUUCAGAAACAUCAAUACCAGGCCCUCGCAUUAAACAUGUUUGCAGAAGGGCUGCUGUUGCACUUGGUCGGAAAAGGGCGGUAUUCCCUGACGACAUGCCUACCCUGAGUGCCUUGCCAUGGGAGGAGAGAGAGAAGAUACUCUCUUCAAUGGGAAAUGAUGAUAAAUCAUCCGUGGCUGGGUCAGAGGAUGCUGAGCCACCCACACCAGUAAUUAAACCAGUAGCCAAGCACAAAGUCCCACAGGAGCCUAUUGUUCGUAAAGGGAGGAGGUCACGUAGGUGUGGACAGUGUCCGGGCUGCCAAGUUCCAGAUGACUGUGGCCAGUGUACAAAUUGCUUGGAUAAGCCCAAGUUUGGUGGUCGAAAUGUAAAAAAGCAAUGUUGCAAAAUGCGGAAAUGUCAGAAUCUUCAAUGGAUGCCUUCUAAAGUACCUCCUCCAAAAUCUGUUAAAGUGAAGAAAAAGGAAAAGAAAACAAAAAUACACGAGAGAAAGGAGGUGCCACCAGAAAAACAACAGACUGACAUCAGCCAUAAAAGCUCUCCACAGAGUGUUUCACAAGAGCACUCACAGAAAGUAAACCAGGUUCCUCAUCAACACAGUGACCAGCCGUUUGAGGAAGGCAGCUCUUCCCCACCCUCUGAAGCUCGGCAACAGGCUACAAUAGUUUCACCUCUGCGGAAACCUAGCAAACAACCUCCUCAGCCACCUGAACCCAGUUUGCCUCUGCAGCCAGGUCACGUGCAAUUAAAGAAAGAAUCAAUCAAGCCUGUUCUGAAUGACUCAAAGAAAAAACAGCCACCGCAAACGGAAUCAGCACUAGAGCUGAACAAGCAGAAGAAACCCCCUGCUCGUUUCAAUAUUCAGUUAAAAACUAAAAAGCCGAAAGAAAAGGACAAAGUGAUUCCUCCCAGUAAGUUUGAACCCAGUACUCUGAAUCUACUCACCACGUUCACAAACGUCAGUUGUGGAAAACAGAAGCCGUUAUUGGAUGGAGUCCACAGGAUCAGAGUGGAUUUCAAGGAGGACUGUGAUGUGGAGAAUGUGUGGGAAUUGGGUGGACUUAGCAUCCUGACCUCUGUACCCAUCACUCCCAGGGUGGUGUGUUUCCUCUGCGCCAGCAGUGGACAUGUGGAGUUUAUUUACUGUCAGGUUUGCUGUGAGCCCUUCCACCUCUUCUGCCUGGAGGAGAGUGAGCGCCCUCUGGAGGAGCAGUGGGAAAACUGGUGUUGCCGGCGCUGCAAGUUCUGCCAUGUCUGUUGCCGACAGAAUAAAUCUUCAAAGCAGCUUCUUGAGUGUGGCAAGUGCAGAAACAGCUAUCAUCCAGAGUGCCUGGGACCCAACUACCCAACAAAACCAACUAAGAAAAAGAAAGUCUGGAUAUGCACCAAAUGUGUACGCUGUAAAAGUUGUGGAGCGACAACACCAGGGAAAGGCUGGGAAGCACAGUGGUCACAUGAUUUUUCUUUAUGUCACGAAUGUGCAAAACUCUUUGAUAAAGGAAACUUUUGUCCACUGUGUGACAAGUGCUAUGAUGAUGAUGAUUAUGAAAGCAAGAUGAUGCAGUGUGGAAAGUGUGAUCGUUGGGUUCAUGCUAAGUGUGAAAGCUUGUCAGAUGAGAUGUAUGAAAUCUUGUCAAAUCUUCCAGAAAGUGUGGCAUACACAUGCAUAAAUUGCACGGAGCAACACCCUGCAGAAUGGAGGCUGGCAUUAGGCAAGGAGCUGCAAAUCUCUUUAAAGCAAGUCUUGACUGCAUUGCUAAACUCUAGAACAACCAGUCACUUGUUGCGAUAUAGGCAGGCUGCUAAACCACCUGAUUUAAAUCCAGAGACAGAAGAAGCUGUCUCUGUUAGAAGUUCACCUGAAGGUCCUGAUCCUCCCGUUCUUACGGAAGUAAAUCAGCAGGAUGAGCAACCUCUUGAUCUGGAAGGUGUGAAGAGGAAGAUGGAACAGGAGAGAUAUAAUUCGGUGCUCGAGUUCAGCGAUGACAUUGUGAAGAUCAUCCAAACAGCGAUGAACUGCGAUGGUGGGCAGCCUGAAAACAAAAAAGCCAAUAGCAUGGUCAAGGCUUUCUUUAUACGGCAAAUGGAACGAUUCUUCCCAUGGUUUAGUGUGAAGGAGUCCAAGUUCUGGGAGCCCAAUAAGGUCACUCCAAAUAGCGGAAUGCUUCCCAAUGCCGUGUUGCCACCAUCAUCUGAUCACAACUAUGCUCAGUGGCAAGAGAGGGAUGACUGCACACGUACUGAACAGCCUGCGCUCACUAAGAAGAUUAUCCCAGCACCGCAGCCAAAAGGACCCGGAGAUCCAGACUCGCCGGUUCCUCUCCCCGCGCCCCCACUUGCAAUAACAGCAGGCACGGACAGAAGUCGAGAAGAAAGCCCUGAUAUCGACCCUCCACCAGAUGUCGAAGACAACAGGCAGUGUGUACUUUGCCUGAAGUAUGGCGAUGACAACAAAAACGAUUCUGGGCGUCUUCUGUACAUCGGUCAGAAUGAAUGGACGCACAUAAACUGUGCCUUGUGGUCAGCGGAAGUGUUUGAGGAUGAUGACGGCUCGUUGAAGAAUGUGCACAUGGCUGUGAUCAGAGGCAAACAACUGCGUUGUGAACGAUGUCAGAAAUCCGGGGCGACUGUUGGCUGCUGCCUUACAUCUUGCCAGAGCAACUAUCACUUCAUGUGUGCUCGAGCAAAGAACUGUGUCUUCCUGGAUGACAAGAAAGUAUAUUGUCAGCGACAUAAAGAUCUGGUCAAGGGAGAGACUGUCGCUGAGGAUGGAUUUGAGGUGUUAAGGAGGAUUUUCGUUGACUUUGAAGACAUCACUCUAAGAAGGAAGUUUCUGACGGGCCUGGAGCCAGAGAGUAUUCACAUGAUGAUUGGUUCCAUGACAAUAGAUUCUUUGGGGAUACUGAAUGAUCUUUCUGAUUGUGAAGCAAAGCUUUUUCCCAUUGGCUAUCAGUGCUCAAGGGUCUACUGGAGCACAACUGAUGCUAGGAAGCGAUGUGUGUACACCUGCAAGAUCCUGGAACAUAGACCUCCUCCUGUGGCCGCAGAAGAAAACAGCACUUUAGAGCACAGUGAAAACAGAACCGUUGUACACAGUCCGCACAGUCCAGCAGAAAUUGACACAACAGAGAAUCAAAACACAGGUUUAUCUGAAAUACCAGAUCAUCAUCCAGCCUCACAUGCUCCUGGGCCAAUACCUCCAAGGUCGCAGCCUGGAAGCAGAACUCAGAUAUCUAGUUUUUCCCCGUCACGCCGAAUCACAAACACAGGAUCAAGACCACUUCCAUCACCAGGGAGCCCCACGCCAAUGAUUCAUGAGAAAGUUACAUUUGCUGAUGCCCUGCUGUCGUCUGGGAGACGGAGCACCAUUUCUAGGAGGCAUAGUACAACAUCAGUAUCACCUCAACAUUCCAGGCACAGGAUGGCUUCCCCUUCCCAAAUGGGCAUAACAUACAUCAGGUCAAGUGGUAACAUCAAUACAUCGCCACUGACCUCCCUCAGUGUAUCUCCCGAUACAGACACAGGAAACCAACCUGGUGAAACACUUUGUAAAGUGCUUCAGUCAGACAAACUUGGCAUUUCGGUGCAGUCGCAUACAAGCCCUUCUGGUCGACAACGAAUCUGUAGUGCUGAUUCUGUCCCUGUACAUCACACAGGGAUUUCUCAUGCAUUGGGUUUGCAGACUAACAGGACAGAACCAACAUGCGUUGGGCAUCACACUUCAAAAGAGCGUCCUCUAACUUUAUCUGGUAACCAUUCCCGAAGUGAGACCAAGGCACCUGCAAGUACGUUGGAUGGUACGGUAACAACGUCAGUGUUGCCACUGAUGUCUACCUCAGUUCCCACAGUAGCAGCCUUGCGUACAUCACAGAAGGAAGCACGGAACAACAGUGCAUUGCUUACCAACUCCAACUCUGUGACACCACACUCCAAAGAAACUAAAACCUGUAUGUUACCUUUUCACCAAAAGGAUUCUAGAAGACCAAAUGAUCAACACAAGGACACUGUGCAUCCAGGAAAAUCAAGCAAAGAUCACAUCCACAAUCAAGGUACUGAGAGGAUGAGGUUGCAGUCUGCUGGUGUUAGCCACACUGUGGCUGCUGGGAUUGAAUACUCUCGGCCAAACUGUACAGAGAAGAGACCAGUCAUUAAAAUGUCAUCGACUGAUUUCCCCAAAAACAGUAGACUACAAACAGGGAAGCAUUUUGAGGGAAGCCUAUUUUCCAAUUCUGCUGCAGAUAUAAAGGUUAAUUCAAAAACAUCCAUCAAUUCACUACUUGAACCUGCUGAGAGCACUCAAACUGUGGAAGAACCUAAACAGAUAUUUGGUGACAAACCUGCUGGCACUGAACAUUAUCUCACUGCUAAUAUUGGUGAUGGAAUCCAACCUCCAUCUGACAAAAUGAGGGCUGAUAUUCGCAAAAAGGAAAUGCAUGCUUCACAAAAGCAAGAACUUCAUGGAUAUUUCGAACCCGAUUACCUGGUUGAUGAGGAUCAUGACGAGAGUGUGGCUACAUCCAUGUCGACCAGUUCUCAGGAAGGCGAUGAUAUGUUGUCCUCCACAGUUGCACAACCUUCAAUGACAGGAAGUCCAGAAAAUGAGCAGGAAAACCUUAGGUGUCCAAAGUGCAACAAGAUCUACAAACAAAGGGUGAAAAACCUGUUUCAGAAGCACGUGCUGCAGUGUGGAAGUCAGACCGCACAAGAGGAUGGCGAUGGGAACAAAGCUCAGGAUAACGAUUCCAACAAAAGGAGGUAUCCUCGGCGCAGUGCUCGUGCACGAUCAACCACCUUCUUUGGGUUGACUCCAUUUUAUGGUGUGAAAUCGUACGGUGAAGAAGACUUUCCAUUCUAUCGAGACCCUUCGGGGAAAAAACGAGGAGAGCAGUCAACUCAAGGGCAGGUGGAUGGAGCUGAUGAUCCAAGCACAUCAUCUGAUGAAGACAUGGAAUACUACUACAACUUCACAAGAACAGUUAUCACAUCUGAUAGAGAAGGAAGACUUGAGCCAUGCAGUUUCUUUGACGGUGAGGAAGAUUGCCGUGUACCCAGGAUAAGUCAACUAGAUGGUGUCGAUGAUGGCACAGAAAGUGAUGUUAGUGUCACCACAACAGCAGGCAAAACGACACAGGUGAACAAAAUAAAAUCCAAAGAAAAUGGAACUGAAAGCUUAGACCUCGAUGGCGCCAUUAACAGCGGAGCAGUUGAUGGAGAAAAGGAAAACCAUGGCAUCAAAACAGUUUCUGACCUGAAAGGUAGUGAUUCAAAAUUAGAUAACUGUGUUCCUGUGAGUAGAGUUAAGUCUCAGGGCCAAGACUCCUUAGGGGAGGUUUCUCUCACCUCAUUAGACACUCCAAGACGGAGCAAUUCCAACACGCCUUCGGAGAAAAAUCUGCUGGAUAGUUUCAACACAGACUUGCUGAAGGCUGCCAAUGAUUCAGACAAUAAUAACAGUGAUGACUGUGGCAACAUUCUCCCGUCUGACAUCAUGGACUUUGUACUGAAGAAUACACAGAGCAUGCAGGCUCUAGGGGAAAGCCCAGAGUCAUCAUCUUCUGAGCUUAUAACACUGGGCGAGGGUUUAGGCCUGGUGAGUAACAGAGGAAAGGACAUGGGCAGUCUGUUUGAAGUGUUUUCCCAGCCAUUGCCCAGCACAGAACCUGUGGAAAAUGUUGUCUCGGCCACCAUUCCUGCCGAGGAGCCGUUUGAGCUGCCCCUGGAGUUGCCGUCUGAUCUCUCCGUUUUAACAACUUGCAGCCCAACUGUUUCUAACCAAAGUCACAGCAGCCUUACUGUUAUUUCCGCAUCCCAGCUCGCCCCAUCAGAAGAUCAAUCGGUGUUGAAUUUACCUGCUGCUGAGACGGUGGAGAAGGGGGUGACAGUGACUGGGGAGAAAUCGGUGACAGUGAAUGAACCCGAGGUUUCUCUGAUGGGCCAUCAAGUGGUGGAGCCGUCUGGAGAAAGCCACAUGGCAUCAGAUCAGUUCAUGCAAAGUCACAUGGACACUGACCAACUGACAUCGCCGACCUGCACUCAGGUGGAACAAGGACUAAACCAGGAUCUGACCGGGGUUGGCGCCAGCUCGCCAAUUGUCCUUCCAGUAUCUGUUUCACCUUCCGUGUUACCUCAAGGGCAAAAAUACGUCACAAGUCCAGAUAGUCCUGGGCCUGCUCCCAUCGCAGGUUCUACAGCAGAGAGUGCAACGCCACUCUCUAAACCAGGCACAGAAAACCUCAUUAUUGUUAAUCAACAUGGACAGCCACUGUAUGUUCUCCAAACACUCCCCAAUGGAGUUACACAAAAGAUCAAUCUUGCACCUUCAGUAGGAAGCACACAAGCAGUCAUAGAGGCAAACAAUACAGUACUUGGGCAAAAUGUUUCUAUGGGAUGUAGCCUAUCUCUGGCAACUGGUUUAAAUGUUAGCUUGCCAGCUUCACAGUCAAUAUACACUUCUGCUACCAUGACCAACAGCGGUGGCCUGAUGACGUUAUCACAACACCCUCAGUUGCAUUCCUUUCCGGGACCCACUGUGUCAGCAUUUCAGCCCAGCAGCACCAACUCGGCCUCCAACCUACUCAUUGGGGUCCAGUCACCUCAGGAUCCUCUACUCUUGAGUUCUGAGCCCAGCCAGAGGCCAGAGCUUGUCACUGCCAUGACCUCUAGUCAAGGGUCCACCCAAGCCAAGAAAAGACCAAUAAAUAGACUGCCUUCUAAAAAGGGCAAAAAACUAGCACCUUCGUACCAGCAAACAUCAAGUUCUUCUGCAGAAAUUGUUUCUAACUUGACUUCUAUUAACUUCCCAUCAUCGCAGGUGUCUGGAGGGAUUGCUAGCCAGUCAGGAUUAGUGGAUUUAGGAGCACUCACGAGCUCAGGACCGCAGCGAACAAUUCCAAACAUAAUCAAGCAUCCCAAACCUGCUGUGAUGUAUUUUGAACAGGCAUCUUUGGCUGUGCCUCAGCUUCAACAAACACUGGGGACAGUAGGUUCUACAAACAUCAUUGUGCCAGAAAAUACUCAUUUGGCAGCUGGAAAUGUAUCAGGAUUGGGGUCGGGCCAGUCUGUUUUAAAUGUUGUAUCUAUGCAUGCAGCAACAGCAGCAACCAGUGCAGGAGCAGUAACUGGGCAUAUUCUGGGUCAAGGUUCAGUCACCCUUGCUGCUCCAAUGUUGCUGGGGACAACAGACAUUACUGGCUCAAUAAGUAAUCUGUUAGUCAAAGCUAGUCAACAAAGCUUAGGACUUUCAGAUCAGGCAGUGCCGUUGCCUGGAGCAGGAAUGUUUCAACAGCUAGGACCAUCACAAAGCCCCAACAGUGGACCCCUAUCUCCAGCACAGAAUAUAUGCCUGCUGCCUUCCACUGCAACAGUCACUGUUGCACCAUCUGAGCAGGAAGGGACCUAUCAGCUACACCAUCAAAGAACUCAAUUGUUGCCAAACAAAUGUGUGACAACAACUGCCCAGUUAGAUGCUGUUUGCAUUUCAGAUGGACAGAUAUCGACUACCACACUGAGCGUGUCGCCCAGUGGCAUGAGCAACACCGGCAUGGCCACGCCAGCUCCAGUGACCUCUAUGUUGUGCUCUACCAUGGACCAAUCUCCUAUCAGUGGAGUGCCUGCUGUAUCUCCAGGCUCUCCAAGAACCAAGCCCAGGGUAAAACGGGCAUCGUCCUCUUCUGACAAACUGAGCAAUAAAAAGCACAAGGUGGCACAUGUCAUGACGAAAGAGCACACGUCUGAAAUCUGUGGCGGUCAUCAAGAUGUUCUGGAGUCUGAUUCAGCCGUUGUACCUUUGUCCUCCAGUGCAGGUUCUGUUCGUGUAAGAAUAAAGGCAACAGUGCAAGAUGUAAUGGAACUUGAUGAGCAACAGCAUGAAGAUUAUCACCAGGAUUCUGAUUGUCCCAGUCAAAUGGAGCAUGUGCCAAUGCUGCAGUCCCUAGAACCGAUGAACACAGCAACCUCAAAUACAGAAGGACAAGAUGACUUUGUCACUGAAUCUAAAAGUUCGGAUGACGAUGACACCUUCACUUCUCCUCUUCUUGCUCUGCUGGAGCAGGAGGAAAAGAGAAGAGAGAUCAGGAGUGAGAAGAAAUCAAAAAAAGGCCUGCUGUUUCAAAUCACAAGCGAUGAUGGCUUUCAGAUCCAGUGUGAUAACAUUGAAGAAGGGUGGAAGGUGUUGACAGAGAAAGUACAGGAAGCUCGAACCAAUGCCCGACUGAAGCACAUAUCAUUUUCUGGGAUAAAUGGCCUGAAAAUGCUGGGCAUUUCUCACGAUGCGGUGGUGUUCCUAAUUGAACAGCUUUAUGGAGCAAAACGUUGCAAGAAUUACAGCUUCAAGUUCCACAAACACCAAGAAGUAGAUGAGCUCCCUAUCAAUCCACAUGGUUCAGCACGAGCCGAGAUACACCAAAGGAAGUCAGCGUUUGACAUGUUCAAUUUCUUGGCUUCAAAACAUCGGCAGCCGCCUGAUUAUUGUCCCAACGAGGAAGAGGAGGAGGAGGUGCAGCUUAAAUCAGCUCGACGGGCAACCAGCAUGGACCUCCCUAUGGCCAUGCGAUUCCGGCACUUGAAAAAGACAUCAAAAGAAGCAGUUGGUGUCUACCGGUCACCAAUCCAUGGACGGGGCCUUUUCUGUAAACGAAACAUUGAUGCAGGUGAGAUGGUCAUCGAAUAUUCGGGUAAUGUCAUUCGAUCUGUCCUCACAGACAAACGAGAGAAAUAUUAUGACAGCAAGGGGAUCGGUUGCUACAUGUUCCGUAUUGACGAUUAUGUGGUGGUGGAUGCAACAAUGCAUGGGAAUGCAGCUCGUUUCAUCAACCACUCCUGUGAACCCAACUGUUAUUCCCGUGUGAUAAGUGUGGACGGGCAAAAGCACAUAGUCAUUUUUGCUGUGCGCAAGAUCUACCGGGGUGAAGAGCUGACAUAUGAUUACAAAUUCCCAAUUGAAGACGCCAGCAACAAACUUCCAUGUAACUGCGGAGCAAAGAAAUGCAGGAAGUUCCUGAACUGAUAAAGACUAGUGGAGAAAAAAACCCUCUUGAGGUGACUGCCAUGAUUCAACGGGAUUACUGGGGAAAAUUAAAAAAUUCAGGGAUGGGAAUGGUCUGAUAAUUGUACCGCAAUGUGCAAGAAUGCACAUUCUUGAUAGAGCACAGUUUUAAACACUAGUGGCAAAAUGCUAUUCCAAUGUAUUUUGUAUCGACCCUGUUUAAAAACACUGCAAAACUGUGGCCGCUGACAUUUCCAAAACUGCACAACAGUGUGUUGAACAGUUACAACCUACUUUUCAUUCCAAACAAAUGUACAGUUCCUUCAUUGAAAUCCUGACUAAAGUCAAUGUUCUUGUGAGUGAUGGCACCAAGGCGCAGGUCACUUGAGUUGAAUCAUCUCUGAAAAAUAAAGGAUAAGAUCAAAUAUGACAGAAAAUAACCUCUUUAGCAGUAAUGCACUAGAAAAGGCAGGGGAAAUUCAAUGAAAAUCUUUGACAUAGAGAUUCCAACCGAGGAGUAGAUUUAUAAUUGCGAUGUUAAAGUGGGGAAGUUAAAUGUUUUAAUAGCUCCAUUGCUUAUGAUAGCCACUGCACCACAGAAGAACUACUUAACCAUAAGCAAGGACAAUGAACUGAAUUGUGGCCGUACCUGUGCAGCUUUGGGGAAGACCUGUUGUCCCAUGCAAUCACAUCGAUCUGGCAAAUCCAACCCCCUUUCCAGGAGGCAGCUAUCUCUGGUUUUAUUUUAAGGUUGCGAGAUUUUUUUUUAAUUGAAAGAAUUACUUUUCUUGGCAGAAAAUAGAAUUAACACUAAAGAUUGUAAUUCUGCCCAUUGGAUUUCCUCCAUACAUUUUUUUUUCCUUCAUUGUAACGAUUACCGCACUUGCUACUCAACUCAAUCUUGUAAAGCCCAUGCAGGUUGUAAACGUAACUAGUUACUGAUAGUUAUACUACCUGUUUAAAGUGAAUGAGUUGUGAUAAAGGCACUAAUUCAUUCUCUGAACUUCUGCUUUAAAUGGUACUCGCGUAUUGUCAUGGGGAUAGUGCAUGACACUAUCAAAUGCACUUACUGUCCAAACAUUCACCAAUUGAAACAGGUUAAUUAAAGGCUUAGGGGUUGAUAUUUCUUGACCAGAGGGAAGAACAGUUAAUGUUAAUGUGGAAAUUGCAGAAGGCAGCUAAAAGCAUCACUCUACCCGUAUUAAAAUCCACUGACUUAUAAAAGCCAAACUUACUAUCAACUAGCAACUUUUACAACUUUUGUUGCUUGUGUGAUGGAUUUUAACUGGAUUUUGCUACCAAAUUGUGUAGGAUUCUUUAAAACAUAUUCAUUGAGGAAAAUUAAUUGGCAUGAUCGAUGCAGGCUCGAAGGGCCAAAUGGCCUCCUCCCGCACCUAUUUUCUAUGUUUUCUAUUUUUCUAUGAUGUCAUUGAGUAUCCACCAAAGGAAGAAAAUUUAAUCCUAUUUUUAAAUUUGCUUUUGCACUCUAAACUUCCUGAUGAUGAAGUUGAAGAUGAGGGCACAGAAGUGCUCAGUGACUGUGCAUUGUACUGAUUGGAGUGAUUUUUGCCUAUUGGGUGUUCCACAUAUUUUGAUUAAAAGCUACAGUAACAGCAGGGAAAUGUCUGAACAAUAAGCAUCUACCUGUUGGUUCCUUAAAAUUAUCUUUUCUGCAUUCCUAGUUGUGCUGUAACUAGGCACAGCAGGACAUUAAACCUAUAUUGAACUCUAGAUGGGGAGGUUGCCAGAGGCACUCAUGCUAUUUUGGAAGAAAAUGUUUUUGUGAUUCAUGACAAAAAAAAUAACAAUUAUCACAAUAGCUGACUCCUGGAAACGGCAAUUUUUUUUGACCAAAUGAAUGCAUCUCAGGUGGGUUUCUGGCAGUGACUUAAUGACCUUGAUCCCUUGUAUUUUUGCACUCUGUGCUAUUUAGAUAAACGCUAAAUCUAAUGUGUUUGUACUGACUACAAUAGUGUAUCCUGUUUUUCAGGUUACAGCUGUAUUCCAUAUCACCCAAUAUCAAAAUUUCUGCUGUAUCUUGUGUAUUCCAUUAUCCUGAUUAGAGAUCUGUCUGCUGCUUUCUAAGCUUUCGUUUGCUUUCCAAAAAAAGGUUUGGCUAAUCAGGAUAUUAUAUCUUAUUGGGGCACAGUCGUUUUCAAAAGUUGAAUUAUCCCAGCAACACAUCUUCUCACCCUUCCAUUCAGCUUCUCCCUCCCUAUAGACAAAAUCGAUGUUCUUUCAAACAAUCAUUGACAGCUUAGCAAGCUGACGGGAGGGAGCAAGGUUGGCAGAAUGUUUUUUUCCUUAUUAUGGUCCAUGCUGUCCAGUAUUCUUGUUUAUUUAGUUAUAAUUCUGCCAAAAAACGUGGAUUUUUUUUUUUUUUCUCAUUUUGUUUUGUCUUCACUCAGUUGCUGCUAUUACUUCAUGACAUCCAACUGCCUUUAGAGACCAUGUUCCUUGCUGCUAUGAUAUCAGCUUUUAUUUGAGGGCACCCUUGCACAGACAUGGGUACUAACCCCUAACAUAGGAAAGGACAGGUGGGGUCGACCUAAAAUGGAUAAUGUACCUCAUUUAGUACAUGAUUGAAUUGGCAUACUUAAGAGCACAGGAAAGGCACACCUGAGUAUGGCAUUAAUGUUCAGGUAAUGGGAGUUCUACUUGAUGGGUGGGGGGGGGGGGGGGAGGUGGGGAGUAGUUCUGUAUGCACUGACAGUCAAAGUCCAAUAUAUGCUGUUCUAUUGACUGUGGCUGGAUAGGUACAUAAUAUCUAGCUGAAAAGAUUGUGUUUGUAAUUAUUUUUAAUCCAAUGUCACUGUUGCCAAACAGCUGCAGACAAACUACAACGAACUAGGAAAGGAAACUUAACUAGCAGUGGAUAUAUUGGUUAAUGUCAUUCUGAGUGCACCCCUCUUAUUAUAUUGUAGGGCACUUCAAAAAGGGGACAAAGAUUUGAUUACCAGUUGCUAUUGUUAUUUCUUGCUAAAAAUAGUUGAUUUGGAUAAUUGAAGGAAUAUAUGAAACAUCAGUGUAGUCUCAGUGAGGAUGUUAUUAAGUACAAUUGCCAGAGAUACUGUUUUAUUAAAUUCAUGAGGUAUAAUAAGGUAUUUAAAAGGAUAUUGAGAAUGUUCGAGCCUUGACAUUAUGGUUGAGACUUCAAUAUUUUACCACAAAAUGUGUAACUUCCCAUUCAAAGUAGUAGUUGAAUAGCUGUGAUGUCCCUUGUGUGGGCUUUCAAAACUCUUGUGUUUACCUCCCCUGAUUCCACAUUGAAUAGCUGAGAUUGCUGCAUUAAAUACAACUUUAAAGUGGAGUAAGCACACUAGCCCCGAGCAGAAUCACGUAUUCUCACAAAACAAUCAUAAAACUGUCCCCAAAUCCUGAAAUAAGCACUACAUGCUUAAGAUGCAAGAGGCCCCUUAGAGUCUCUUGUUGGCACUCUUGUAAAAUGCAAUGUUUAGUUUUGGCGAGAUGGGUUCCAGGAUCUCAGCUCUGCGGUCUUCCCCGACUCAAACAUAAAUCCUCUUUGUGUGCCUCUUCAUAAAUGCUGUACUGUGUUCAUUCAGAGGCAGCCAGCAGUGAACCUUUAAACUGACUGGAGUUCAUUCUCCAUCAAUUAACGAAGUAAAUUGCAAAAAUCUCUUCAACUUGACAGGCAAUCAGAGAUUUUAAAUAGUGCUUUUUGUCCAGUUGUGUCAGUGCGGGACUUUUAUGGAGACUUUAUGUUAUGAGUUAAAACACUGAAUAAAAUAUAGAUGUUCUCUCCGACUGACACUAUCUCUAACCCAAGCAGAGAUUUUUUUUUUUAAUGUUAUUUAUUUGAAACCCAUUUGGAUAUAUAGGAAACUUGAAUAUAAUUGUAUUUUUUAAAAAAUAAUGAGAAUGGGAAAGAAGUAGAAAAUAAUAUUUAAAAACAUAGAUAACUGAAAAUAGCACAGCAGACAGAGCCAGGUGGUGACGCCUGAGUAUGUGUACCAAAGUCUUGAUUCAUAGGAAGAAAUGAAUCAUUGGAAUUUUAGUUCCUUCUUGUCUUGCCCCCUUCUUUGUAACUAGCCCAGCACCCUUUUAAUUCAGAGUCCAGACACCGAAUGGUUGCAAAAGAACAGCUGGGCUGUGCGAAUCAGAGUGGGCCCUACAAGAACAGUUUUUAUUGUCUGAUCCCCUCUUCAAGAUAUUGACUGUGAGUGUGGGAAGAACAGGCAGCAGCUAGACCACUGGUGUAGGAUUCCACAUGUUUGGGCUGUGGAAAACAGGCAUACUGCUGAGAAGAGUCUGUCUCUGACAGCGAAGCCCUUGUCAUUUGGCAGCAUCACGCCCGCCUGCUUCCUUGCCUUUUAGAUUUUAUGGGGGUGGAGGUGGCCAGUGGUGGGCAUGUGUGGCAAGUCAGAAGAGAUGACUAGUUGCUAGUUUGCUUUUGUUUACAAAUGUUGCUGCUUUUGUUCGUCCACGUGGCUGGUCAGAGAUUGGAAAUAAACUGUCAUGUAUCCCUUUGUGUUGGUUUCCGACCGAGGCAGUUAAACUUUGAAAUCUUUAUAACCUGCACCAUGUAGUGUAUAUAAUUAAGUGCCAGGUUAUUAUUUUUAAAGAGUUUUAUGGACAACCUAUCAGAGGUUUAAUGACCGGCCAACUGACAAUUGAAAAUGCUGCCAUAGUGCGCAUAUAUAUAUAUAUUUUUUUAGUACAGUUUAUUUAUUUAAUUUGGGGUCUUUUUGUGGACGAUAUAAUCUGCACAUUGAUCAGUAGUUUGGGGUCACUGCUGGUGAAUAUGCAUACCCAGCACUCCAAAUCUGAACAUAGGGUCACUUGACAUGGAGGUGAUAUAGCUUCAUGUAGGUCAUUUAUCCCAAAUGAAUGAAAGGCCACCCCAGUCUGCAUGGUCUCUUUUUCUCAUGAUUAUAAGAAGGGAGUGCUUGCUAUGUAUCCAUGAAUGCCAGAAGUAGGAUUAGCCUCCAGUGGGAAAUGUAGCUGUAAUGAGAGAGAUUCCUUAAGGUGCCAGUGUACCUGGCAGAACUAGUUACAGUGACUGAGUUCACUCAUUGCAGCAGUCAUAAAGCUUGAUCUAUAGUUUAAGCACCAAAGUUUUGAAAAAUAACUAUAUUUACACUGCUGUUGUCCUGUUACACCAUUCCAUGAGUAAGGCUCAUUUCUGUACAGUUAGUGUCUUGUAGAAAGCUUCAUUCUUGAAUGUAAGUUUUUUUUCCUCGGGAUUGGGGUGUUGUCACAAUUUAAAUGGACUCCAGCUCAUUCUCCAUGGGUUCCAGAGCAAACCCGGAAGAAUUCUAUGACUGUCAUUAGAAUCCACAACAGGAUGGCACUUUGUAUCUUCUCAACGUCUCCCUUGGUUCUUUUCGUCAAUGCAGGACUUCACCCUACAAAUGCCACAGCAAGAUUACACUUAAUAAAAAUCAUGUUGCCACAGGGUAGUCAUUUCGAUCCAGUCUCCAUGAAACAGACCAGGUUCACACCCAUUAGCAUCUGACAAGGAAGGCUAAGGUAUUACUUUAUAAAUUGUAAUACCGCUUAACUUUAUUUCGCAACCCGACAAAGUAGGAAGGACACAGCAGUUUUAAAAUGAAUGUAUCUUUUUUCUAAUGACUGAAAUUAUUAUGAGACUUUUAAAUGACACACCGUAAAGUUUGCUCGAUGAAAUACAUAAUCCCAUCUGAAAAAGAAGAGGGCUGGUUCUCAUCUAUUUAGCAUCCAUUUCAAAGCAAUACAAUGUUUAUCGAUAAGUUUGCAGAGAUCGUGUAAGACCAUCAUGUCUUAGUUUAAAAGUACAGGAUCUUGAUUAAAAAAAGAUAAGGAGGGGGAGAGAAUACAAUAUCUGAAUUAUUUUCAGAGAAAAAAUGCUUUGGUGAUAUUUCCCCCAAAUUUAAAAAUAUUUAAACACUAUUGCUGAUUUUUCUUUCCAUUGUCUCACAAAUGGUUAGCUGACUCUAGCUAUUAGAGGGAAAACAAUUUUUAAAUUAUUUUUUUAAAAUAAGGGUACAUGUUGUGUCUGUACUUCCAUGUUCCUUGUGACUAGAAUCCUUCGUUUCCCCAAUAUCCCCCACCGGAACAGAAUUAUAUUUAUACGUACGUUUUUCCGUUAAUGUGAAUAUAUUUUUGCGUCUCUUCGAGAUGAAUACACAAAGGAGUGGUAGAUGUAAAAUGUUCCCGGUUCAGAGAAAACUUACGAGAAAUGUGUUUUAUUUUUUAUUCAUGAUGAGGCUAAUUGUACCCUUUUUAAUUAUUUUUUCAUUUUUUGCGUUCCUGUAAAUUGUUAUUUUUUACAUGGCUCUUGCAAGUCGUCUUUACAGUUUGAUUAGUGCAUCAGUGUUAAACAAUAUCAUGAUAAUGAAGGUAAUUUUAAUUAUUAAGAAAAACUGAAAGCUAUGCUAAAGAAUGAAUGUAAAAAUAUGUACAUAGUUGUAAAAAAUGUUUCUAAGCGUCAUUUUCUAUGCACUUUUUUAUUUAAGUGAUAGUUUAAUUAAUAAACAUGUCCAGUUCAUCCUUGGAGAUACUUUAAAUAUAUUUUGUGUAUUUCAUGUGGGAUUACUUUUUAUUAAAAAGUGUUGAUCCUCGAA
Messenger RNA from Leucoraja erinaceus (little skate), 18511 nucleotides. RefSeq names its product lysine (K)-specific methyltransferase 2A (gene kmt2a). Lineage: Eukaryota; Metazoa; Chordata; Chondrichthyes; Rajiformes; Rajidae. The record is from RefSeq and is a predicted model, not a curated record. Gene Ontology annotation, cellular component: nucleus; histone methyltransferase complex. Gene Ontology annotation, molecular function: histone H3K4 methyltransferase activity; protein binding; DNA binding. Gene Ontology annotation, biological process: positive regulation of DNA-templated transcription. The transcript has 36 exons. The coding region runs from base 33 to 11969 and encodes 3978 amino acids.